Rotaria socialis is the source of this 1128-nucleotide messenger RNA. Lineage: Eukaryota; Metazoa; Rotifera; Eurotatoria; Philodinida; Philodinidae. The record is from the annotation of a GenBank genome assembly.
AUGGCCCUUCAUACACCCGCUUUUCAUCGUGCAACACUAACUACUAUACCACUGGAACUAACAUCUUCUAAAAGUCGCCAAUCAAUUAAACAUAUAGGUAGCGUUCGCUGUAAAAUGAGUCGAAUAUUCAAAAAAAUGCUCAAUAGCGACACUGCAAUUAGAAGUGAAAUCAAAGAACCUCUUCAACUACCUAAACCAAACAUUCGUUUAUCGGAAACAACAGCAGAUAAUAAUGAUACGAAUACGUCAACACUCGUUGAAAAUCCUGAAAAUGAUAAGAGUAGCAAUAAUCUCGAGCCGUUCGAACGAUUGCCAUUUACUGAACCUUGCUUUUCACUGUCAUCAAAUGAUGAAAACGUUCCUGUUGAAUUAUCUACUUACCAUAAACAUUGUAUUCAUCAAGAGAAACACAUGGAUAAAAAUCAAUAUCAUCAUGAAGCAUUAUCAGCAAAACAAACAACAUGUUCACAGUUAAAUUCAUCAAAAUCAGUACCUAUCAAAGAAAAGUGUCCUGAUUUAGUUAAUUAUCGCUUGCAAAAUGCAAAUAAACCAAUAGAUCAAAUCACAGUUAAUAAUAAAAGAAACAAUUCUACAGCAGCAUUGCCUGUAUCGAGCUCCGUUGAGAACCGUAUUGGAUUGCAAUAUGCUUCUCGAAAAAAUACCAUUACAAAUAGUCAAAGUCUUCGCUCUUUCUAUGCACCACAAUAUCUUCGACGUUUACGUAGUAAACCGAAAAUACGUCAAAUUCUCAAUGAAACUAAAACAUUAUCACUGACAUCAAAAAAUCAAUCUUCUCCAUUAUCGUCAGUGUCAUCUUCAAUUGCUCAUCGCAUUGAAUUGCUUAAACAAGCGAUGCAUAAUAAUCAAUUGGAAUUUCAUCAAUCAAAAUUAGACAAAAUAUCUCCUAUUGACUUAUCUUCUCAUCCAUUAAUGCAUAAACUCAAUAAAGAAACUCAAACAAAUGCAAAUGAUAAACAUUUAAAUUCACCAGAAUGUCAUCAUAUUCAUCAUCAUCAUAUUCAUUCGUCAUCACUGUUACCUAUUGAAUGGCGAACACAUUUUUCUAUCAUAGGAACACUAUCCAUCAUUUUUCUUCUUCUUAUCGAACUAAUAACAGUAAUAUUUUGA